Kockovaella imperatae is the source of this 2532-nucleotide messenger RNA. Its product is annotated as anaphase-promoting complex subunit 5-domain-containing protein. Gene Ontology annotation, biological process: anaphase-promoting complex-dependent catabolic process; protein K11-linked ubiquitination; positive regulation of mitotic metaphase/anaphase transition. NCBI's taxonomy places the organism in Eukaryota, Fungi, Basidiomycota, Tremellomycetes, Tremellales, Cuniculitremaceae. The record is from RefSeq and is a predicted model, not a curated record. Bases 27 to 2258 code for a protein of 743 amino acids. The transcript has 15 exons. Gene Ontology annotation, cellular component: anaphase-promoting complex.
AUUCAUCUUCAUUCGCCUAGUCGAGCAUGAACACGAGUCUUUCAUCGCCUCCGAAGAGAUCGAGACGAUCUAAUGGAGGUGUAGUCCAUAGAGCACCGGAAUUUGAGCUCCCGCUCCACCUUGCUCUGGCGUAUUUGUUGGUCAGAGUCCAUCCCAUCAACUCGGAGGGAGCACCGAUUAAUAUCUAUUCGGCGGCGUUCAUCAGCUCCAUCCUUCAACUCGUUGCCAGGGAGAUCUAUGAGGUUGGGUACAUUGCCCGAACCUAUGAUAACCUCAAAGCAGAGGUCGACAGUCUCGUUGAGUCCGAAUGUGCCAGCAUAGCCAGAUUGAACGAAAAGGUCCGGAGUCGGGGUCAGCUCAUUGCGCAUGACAGAGCGGAUGCGGAGAACUUUGAGUCAUGGUUAGAGACCUUUGCCACACAAUUUGAGGACAUAGCGGAGGGAUGUGCUUUCCUCGAUAAUCUGGAGAAGGAUGUCCGAGUCAGGAUGAACGAAGAUGACGAGGAAGAUCUCACAGAGCUGCCCGAACCAAUCGAACGACGUUCGCCAUUUGGCCUAUUUCUUCGAGGCAUUCUUUUGACUCUUCGCAAACUCUCUUUCGACGAAACCUCUCAGCUUUCCGUCCAAGUCGGAGCUUGGUGCGGUGUAGCACCUGGACCGUCGAGAACAUCUUCUCAUCUCUGGUCUCUCAACCGCCGGGCAGCGAUGGAAGAGACUUCGGACAAGCGGUCGAACACUAUGCAGGAAUUCCAGAACGCUACAGAGAACGGAGACUAUGCCAAGGCUCUCACUUCGCUCAGACGAUUCUACGACUAUCAAUUCCCCGCAGCUGGAAAUAAGGGGCAGCACCAACAUGCGCUUCUCAACCUAGCGACUUUUCACUAUUCUCAGGGUGGUAUUUCUUCCGCCAAAGCGGCUAUCGAUGAAGCGAUUCGUGUGGCUCGAGCAGAAAAUGACAAGCCAUGCCUGAGGCAAUGCAUGAGUCUACGGUAUCGCCUGCAGGCGGAGACAAAUAGCGCUGCAUUUCUACCAGACGAGAGUCCGCGUAUUUAUCAGCAGCCUUUGGCUGAAGGCAAACUGCAAACUCCUGCAACGCCAUUCGUUGAUCUUUGGUCAAUCAAGACUGCGCUGGACAUGGCUGAGCCGGUACAUGUGGCCAUGCGGCGUAUCCACCUCACUCUUGCACGUCACGAAGAUCUCAUGGCCAAGUCCGAGGGGAAGAGAGAAGGGAAGCAAGGAAUCAAGCCGUACCGACCGUUCCCACUUGCGCCUUGGCAUGCAACACAAGCAGGACUGUGGAGCAUGAUAGGAUGUCAUGAUCUGGCAGAGCUUCAUGAAGACCUAGCUAUUAAGGAUGCUGCGGGCGACGCCGAUACUAGGUUAACAGUCUUGCUGUCGAGAGCCGAAAGGGCCGCGAGUUCCGGACGAUGUAUCGACGCCUUGGGCAUAUUGUUGGACUUCGACAGUCUCGAUCACAUGUCUCUUGCCAUGUACCAUCGCUGGGCGAGGAAAGUGUGGUCGACCCUGGAGUUGUGGGUGUCGCUCUCGGGCGAUGUUGAAGCCAUGGAUCUCUUGGUUGCCCUGAAGCCACCUGACGAGUUAUCUGUCCGACUUGGCCCUGGUGCGAACACUCGCGAGCUUGGUCAAUCCUUGGAACUGUCGGGUAUGAGCGACCCGAGUCUGAGAGGCGUUCCGCUGGCACACGAGGAGGUCCAAGCCAGUCUGCUGAAGGCAAGAAAAUUGAAGAAUGCAGACUUUCCGCCCCAUGUCCUUUUACCCCACGUCCUUUCCGCUGUACAUUUAUCGGCGGAACUUGGUUUGUGGCCACUGUACCGCAAGGGAAUCGUACAACUUGCGGAAGUCCUUUUGUGCAUCGAAGGACAGGGCAUGGCGGCUAGAGCCAUGGAAGAGGUUGAGGCGAUCUGGGAGCAGAUUCUCAAUGAAGGCAAUCAGGAGAAUACCUGCCGCGCCUUGUUGGUACUCGCCAAGGCCAAGCUCGAUGUCAACUCUGAAGACAGCUCUGCAGCAGAGGCCCACCUUCGUCAAGCUCUGCUUAUCGCAGGCGAUAUUUCUGCAAGAGAUCUCCGAUUACAAGCCCUCACAUUGCUCGCUAUUGUUGCGGAAAUGAGAGGACAGCCAGACGAGGAACUGUUGGCGGCAUGGGAACGCGAUGAUGUUCAGCGUCCGACAGAUGAGAUACGUAAGAUAGGAGAGAUUGUCAAAUUAGUCGGGGUGAGGGUGUCAGGUAAUUGGACCUGAAUGCGUAUACUUCAAGGCAAGGGAUGAGGACUCUUUCGUAGCUUUUCCGUCGUGUCAAAGCUCAGUACAGAUCUUACGAGACCUAUCGCUUCCUAUCGUUAUUUCUGUGUCUCAAAUCAGUAUGGUUCGCUCCUCGGUCCUGCAGAGACGGACGCGCUAGAAUCACCUAUUGCUUUGAUACUGAAAGGCGGAGGACACGCUAGACACACGCAUGAGUGUUUUGCCACAUUCAAUAGCGUCUGUUGAUGACAUGCUACAUGACGAUCACGAUGAG